GAAUAACGAUAAAUCAUGUGUACGUAAUCUAACGAAAAUUAUUGGCAAUGGCAGCGCAAAAAAGACCGAAACUAGAAUUAUCAUAUCAGCCCAAAUAAUAUAAAGAUAUAAGCAAUCCAACAAGUCUUAAACCCACACCCAGAGAUUCAUAUACAAAUCAAGAAGAUGAUGAUAAUGCAACGACAUCAAUGGCUUCUCUCAUGGUGUCCUUACAACAUAUUACCACCACCCCCACCAGCCCAUCUCUCCCAAACCCCAAGAAAACCCAGAUUCUUGUCAGUCUCAGCAAGCACCACCAUAGUUUCAGAAACACUGAGUGCUAGAGAGAGAAGACAGAUGAGAAAUGAGAGGAGAGAGAGUAAACUUACUGGUACUGGGUGGAGAGAACAAGUUGAAGAUAAGCUUUUGGUGAAGCCCAAGAAAAGAUACAAGUCUUGGACUGAAGAGCUCAAUCUUGAUACUUUGUCAGAUUUGGGUCCUCAAUGGUGGAUUAUUAGAGUUUCUAGGAUUUCGGGUCAGGAGACGGCUGAAAGGGUCGCCCGGGCACUUAUCAGGAAGUUCCCGGAAAUUGAAUUCAAGGUAUAUGCUCCCGCUGUCCACAUCAAAAGGAAGCUGAAAAAUGGGACAAUAUCUAAUAAACCAAAACCGAUUUUCCCUGGGUGUGUUUUCUUAAAUUGUGUACUGAACAAGGAUGUACACGACUUUAUACGAGAAUGUGAAGGAGUUGGAGGAUUCAUUGGCUCAAAGGUCGGAAAUACCAAAAAACAAAUCAAUAAACCAAGACCAGUAUCAGCUGAUGAUAUAGAAGCAAUAUUCCGGCAAGCAAAAGAAGAACAAGAAAAGACUGACAGAGCUUGGGAGGAAGAGCAGGAAAGAGAAAGAAUUCUUAAUGAAGAGCAACUCAAAAAGAGCUCUGAGGUAGAUUCCAAGGAGGUCAAAGUUAUUUCCAAGUCGAAGAAACGAUCCAAAAAAGCUUCGGAGGCACUUGUGACAGGAAAGAAAGACAAGCUCCUCGUUCCAGGUGCAACUGUUCGAGUUUUAUCUGGCUCAUUUGCGGAGUUUAAAGGCGCACUUAAGAAGCUAGACCAGAAAACAGGGAUGGUUACAGUAGGGUUUACGCUAUUUGGGAAGGAGACGUUAGCGGACCUUAAUGUCAGUGAAGUUGUAGUGGAGACAGAGUGAUGUACACGGUUACUGUUAUAUGUAUUUUUUUGGUGGUAAGUUACCAUCCAUAUAUCGCAAUAUCUAAUCUUUCUUGAAAGCCGUAGGUGAACGCUUUUCGUAGAUGCAUGAAUUCACACCUCAUUUGCAAAAUUCUUACAGGAUUAGCUUUUUAUUUGUAAAACUAGGUUUUCUACAUUCAAAGUUAUUAUUGUAAGUUGUUAUAGAUUCCAAAGAAUGGCAACCUUUGUUAUUGUGAAAUUUUACUAUAUGCAUAUAUUUCAAGUUUAUUGAUUUUUACAA
Messenger RNA from Daucus carota subsp. sativus, 1464 nucleotides. RefSeq lists its product as uncharacterized. Gene Ontology annotation, biological process: DNA-templated transcription elongation; transcription elongation-coupled chromatin remodeling. Lineage: Eukaryota; Viridiplantae; Streptophyta; Magnoliopsida; Apiales; Apiaceae. The transcript is spliced from 4 exons. The coding region runs from base 166 to 1182 and encodes 338 amino acids. The record is from RefSeq and is a predicted model, not a curated record.